GUCACCGUGCAACACAUCCGCAGUGUUUUGUGAUUAGCGGUUGUGGUUGAAAAUUGCAGCUCGAACAGGUUAUCUUAAAAUAAAUAUUUGAUUGAAUCAAUACAAUUAGCUUUGUUUAUUCAUUUAAUAAGCAAAGACAACAGUAAACUAUAGAUGCCCUAGAUACUGUGUAACUGACUUUUCCAUCAUAAGCUGCAUAAAUGGAAUUGGAUGCGAAUUUAAUUUGGCUGCAAACUGAGUUAAGGGCAUUAGGCAAAGAUAAGGAUCUCAAAAAAAUUAAAUACAUUGGAGGGAACGAAGAUAGAAUUGAUGGAGUGGUUAAUGUCAUAAGGAUAUAUUCCACUAAAUCUUACCUUUCUACAGAAAAGAAGAAACGACUGCAAUUUCUUCAGUUGUUAUUUUUGAAUACAAAUACUGAAAAUGAUUUGUCACAGUUUCCCAAGGAAUCUCAACAUUUAGUUAAAGUAAUACCUACAUUAUCCACUUGUUUACUUGCGUGUAUAGUGCUUAACACAAAUUUGUUAUCCGAUUACUGCGAGUUAAUGAAAACAUUUCCAUUGUCUUUAAACAAGGAGCUGCUAUUUGAACUUCAAAUUUGUUUAACAAAUUGCAAUUUAAAAAAAACAUUACAGGACACUUCAUUAUUGUUGAAAGCUCUUAUUGAACUCUUUCAAGUAAACGAAAUGGACAACAAAAUCAUGCAAGGAAUAUGUCACAUUGCUAAUGAAAUGUUGAAAAAUAUUGUUUAUUUUAAUACUGAAAAGGCAUUGGAGCUCACGUCUUCCCAGCUUCAAGAGCACAUGGGCCAUUGUAUUCUUAAAAUUUUACAAAUCAUAAAUUUGUGCCCCCCUUACCAGGUCAAUGUUUGUCAAUUUCUGGAGCACACCGUUAAUGUGGCUACCAAAUUAAUGAAAGCGGUUACAGUUAAUGUUUUUUGUAUUUGGGCACAGGUGAAAUGUGAAUGUGGGACCCCUUUGCAGUUGGUGGUGGCCGAAGAAUCAUUUUGUACAAUUGACCAUUUGAAGAACUACGAACCUGCUGCGUGCUUAAUUGACAUAUUAUCUACGAUAGCACGAAAACCUAAACCUUUGAACGAUAAGGUUUUAGAAGCCGAUUUGUCCGAUAUUAUUUUUCAGAUAAAUCGAGGCGAUGAGAAUCAGUUAGUCUGGUUUCGUGCUCUAAUUAACACACAACUUUUCAAAGACGAGAAUGCUGUAAAGUGUCUUAAAAAGUGGUACCAUUUGUGUACAGCAGAUGAUGUUUUGCACCUGUUAGACCAUUCCAGUUCGUCUGAUGAUAGAGCAGUAGUUCUCAAAUGUGCCAAUGCGUUAAAUGUGUCAGAUCUAAAGAAUGUUAUUAUUAAGCAUUUUUGGAAGCACACCAACAUUUGGAAGGAGAAUAUUGGCGAUGAGUUCACAAUGUUUUUAAAUAAAUUUGAUCAUUCUGAUGAUAUAAGAGAGACCAAGAGGAUGUUGUUAUUUUCACUUCAAAAUCGUGAAUAUAUGUUGCAAACGUUAUAUGAAAAAUGUUUAAUGAAAAGAACAAAUAUCAACAAAUAUAAGAUAAUUUUUAAUGAGAUCAAAGACAUUAUGGAUGUCAAUAGCUUUUCUACGAGGAUUUUUGCCAACAUUAUGCAAAGCAAUCUGCCAAAAGAUGAAAAUAUAGUUUGCUAUAGGGAGCUAUUGAGCAUACUUUUAGAGUUACAAUAUUUCUCAGAUGGCAUUGUCAACAAAAUAUUUGGCGCAUGUUUGCUAAGCAUAGAAGGUGAUGAUUGCACUCUGGCAACGUUAACACUUUUUAAUACAAUUCCUGUCAAUUUUCGAGUAAUAGUUGGACAAGAGGAUCUGGUCUUUACAUUGCUAUUUAUAUUAGAGAAAUAUCGUCAAGAAUUUGAUAUUUUACACUUAGCUCCCGCUAUAACGCAACAAUGUACUGAUUUAUUAUGCAAGUUUAGUAAAGAUGUGCAGUGUCUUAAUUUUGGAGAUCGAUUAAGUGAAUUACCACUAACACACAUAAACAAGUAUUAUGCAAGCAAAUUUUAUUCAAGUUCCGAAGAUACAUUUCUGAAAUUUAUAUAUCACUCGGAAACUACUUCAGAUUAUGUGGAGUGUGCAGCUAAAUUAAUUAAUCUUUUACCAAUAUGUGUGAAAUCAGAGUGGAUGUUAAUAACAAAUGAAAUCUUAGAACGUUUUGGUUAUGUGGAGACACUGAACUUAUAUAGUCAAGUUAUGUUCUUAAUCUCUCAACUGAAAGAGAAUGUUGAGAGAAGAUUAGUUUACUGCUUACAGCUGUAUACAAUCAUUUUGAAGGAUAUACUGCAACCAAAAUAUAACACCCUGACGGAAGAACAAACACUGGCGAAACAAAUAUGCAGGUUACUAAAAAAUAUACCGCCAAAUAUUCGUGAGAAUGAAGCAAUAAGACUGACAGGAUUGCUAACAAAUAAUGUUUUAAAGUCAUUGAAAGGCGAUCGUGAAUUUAUUUUAUUACUGAUCUCCAUACAAGAUACAGGCGUUUCUCAGCUUCUCGCACAAAGAAUGUUAGAGUAAAGUAUAUGUCCUGUUUGUUCCAUUUUACACUGUACCCACCUGUAGCACAGACCGGAUGCUAAAACCAGAAAUUAAAACUUCUAAUUUUGCAGUC
Molecule: messenger RNA, 2643 nt
Organism: Photinus pyralis (common eastern firefly)
Lineage: Eukaryota; Metazoa; Arthropoda; Insecta; Coleoptera; Lampyridae
Exons: 8
Coding region: 201-2549 (782 amino acids)
Source: RefSeq, a predicted model, not a curated record